Messenger RNA from Alternaria postmessia, 2931 nucleotides. RefSeq lists its product as uncharacterized. Gene Ontology annotation, biological process: amine metabolic process; mRNA 3'-end processing. NCBI's taxonomy places the organism in Eukaryota, Fungi, Ascomycota, Dothideomycetes, Pleosporales, Pleosporaceae. The coding region runs from base 1 to 2931 and encodes 976 amino acids. Gene Ontology annotation, molecular function: primary methylamine oxidase activity; RNA binding; copper ion binding. The record is from RefSeq and is a predicted model, not a curated record. The transcript is spliced from 7 exons.
AUGUCCACAGAAGCCGCCACCAACCCCAGCCCGCGGAGCGAGAAGUCAGUUUCUGUGCAGCAUCCUCUAUCGGCCUUAUCGGCAUCAGAACUUCGGAAUGCCGCGGCAAUCAUUAAAGCUUCAUGGCCUGCACACACAGAUUUGCACUUCAAAGUCGUUACGCUGCAGGAACCACCAAAGGCUGAAGUACUAAAGUACUUGGAGGCUGAGCAUAGCGGCAAGCCAGUUCCAUCUAUCUCAAGGAAAGCCUUUGUUAACUACUACAUUCGGAAUACUAGCAAGUUUCACGAGGCCGUUGUAGACUUGACCUCAGGGCGUGUCGACUCCAAUAUCUUGCUAGGGCCGUUCGUCCACGCCAAUGGAGAUGGCGACGAGAUUGUCGAGAUCGAAAAACUCGUUCUGGCAGAUGAGAAGGUGCAAGCCGAAAUAGCCAAGCUCGAGUUGCCCAAAGGCACAGUAGUGAUUAGCGAUCCCUGGAUCUACGGUUCUGAUGGUGUCGGAGACGAAGACCGACUGUACCAAUGCUUCCUCUACUUGAGGGAUCCUAUGAACUCAUCAGAGGCCGACUCCAACCACUACGCAAUGCCCCUUCCAAUCUCACCUGUUGUGAGCACAGAAAGUAUGCGUGUCAUCCGGGUUGAUUUGCUACCAACUGGAGCAGACAACACAAUCAAACCAGUUGAGAAGUACAAGAUACAACCGCCCAACGAGUAUAUACCCGAGGCCCAGACGCUGCGAACCGAUCUCAAGCCGCUUAAUGUCGUUCAACCCGAGGGUGCGAGCUUCCAGGUCGAACAGCAAGGCACAUCGAGCGUCAUUUCAUGGCAAAAAUGGAACUUUCGAGUUGGCUUCAACCAGCGCGAAGGCAUGGUGCUGUACGACGUCCGUUACGAUAACCGUAGUUUGUUUUACCGAUUGAGCUUGAGCGACAUGAACAUUCCAUAUGCGGACCCGAGGCACCCCUUUCAUAAAAAGAGUGCGUUUGAUUUGGGCGAUGUUGGUGCCGGCAUCAUGGCGAACAACCUCAAGCUGGGCUGCGACUGUCUGGGCUCCAUCUACUAUCUAAGCGCAGUGUUGGCCGAUAAUAAGGGUGAUGUUGUUGAAAUGCCCAAUGUUGUCUGUGUUCACGAGCAAGACGCCGGAAUCGGUUUCAAGCACACCAAUUAUCGCACAGGCCGUGCCGUCGUUGCCCGAAAUCGCGAGUUGGUACUACAGAGUAUCAUCACCGUAAGCAACUACGAGUACAUCCUGGCCUUCAUUUUCAACCAGGCCGGAGAAAUCGACUAUGAGAUCAGAGCCACUGGCAUUCUGAGCACCCAACCUAUCGACGAGGGUGUAGAAGUGCCCUUUGGUACAGUUGUGCAUCCAGGUGUGUUGGCUGUCCACCACCAGCACAUAUUCUCGUUGCGUGUUGAUCCCAUGCUCGACGGCUACGACAAUCGUCUGGUAUACGACGAAGCGUUUGCGAUGCCGUGUUCAGACUUCAACCCCCAUGGUACUGGCUACUACGUCCAGGAGACCGUCGUGGAGAAGUCUGGCGGUUAUGACAUUGCGUACGAGAACAACCGUACCUUCAAGAUUCAGAAUCCCAACGUGCGAAAUCCUAUUAAUGGAAAGCCAGUCGCAUACAAGAUACAAGCGCCACCAUUCCAGAAGAUCCUAUCAGACAAGGACUCAUUCAACUACAAGCGCGCCGAGUUCUCAGACCACAACAUCUAUGUCGUCAAGCACAAAGAUGGUGAGCUGUAUGCGGGUGGGCUGUACACCAAUCAAUCUCGAGGCGGAUCUGGUGUACGUUCAUGGGCGGAGAGGAACGAGAACGUCAAGGACACCGACUUUGUGGUCUACAUCCAAGCAGGAAUCAACCACGUUCCUAGGAUCGAGGAUUUUCCUGUGAUGCCGUGUGAGAUUAUCAAGAUUCACAUGAAGCCGGUCAACUUUUUCGACAAGAACCCUGCGUUGGAUGUACCGCCAAGCGAGCAGGCGUUUAACAAGAGUAGCUUGCUGAGUGAGCAGCACCAGCAACCUAGUGUGACUGCGACGAUUGGUGAGGAUGGCGGAACCGAAGAGCUCAUCAUCGAAACCCUUGGUCGCGUCGGUCAGGUCCUCAACUUUCGCUUGGUGUACGACAAGGAAACCGGGCGCCCCAAAGGCUUUGGCUUCGCAGAGUUCGCCGACGCUGAUGCCGCAGCCUCCGCGGUGCGAAACCUCAACGACUACGAUUUGAUGGGAAGGAAGCUGAGGGUCGACUGGUCCAACGAGAGCGGCUCCGGCGACAAUGCGCCGUCAAAUCGCGACCAGAACGCGCAGCCAACCAUGGGCAUGAACGGCCAGCAGCCAGCAGCGCCAGCACCGGCGCAGCCAUCGAGCACCUUGGGCCCUCUUCCACCGGGCGUCGAGCUACCGCCCAACCUCACCUGUCCCGAUGCCAUUUCGCGCACGCUCUCUACACUCCCUCCAGACCAGCUCCUCGACAUCCUCUCACAGAUGAAGGGCCUCGUAAUGACGGAUCCGGCAAAGGCGACAGAGCUCCUGCGACAAGCGCCUCAGCUGGCUUACGCCAUUUUCCAGUCGCUGCUGCUCCUCCAGCUGGUCGACCCACAAAUCCUGACCUCGCUUGUGGAGACAUCGGCGGCGCCUGCCCCAGUUGCGCAGGCUCCACCUGUUCAGCAAGUACAGCAACCACCACCGCAAGUUGCGCGACCACCUGUAAACUACCCCGGAUACCCACCGCAAGUUGCGCCUACACCUCCUGUUCCGCAGCCAUAUGCGCAGCCUCCACAGCAACCACAAGCACCUCCUACGGACCAACAAGCCUUAUAUGCCCAGGUCAUGGCUCUGUCGCAGCAGCAGAUUGACCAGUUGCAACCAGAAUAUCGCGCGCAGAUCCUGCAAAUACGGCAGAUGUUAAUGGCUGGCGGACGGCCCUAG